Molecule: messenger RNA, 610 nt
Organism: Pan troglodytes (chimpanzee)
Lineage: Eukaryota; Metazoa; Chordata; Mammalia; Primates; Hominidae
Product: large ribosomal subunit protein eL19-like
Exons: 1
Coding region: 12-596 (194 amino acids)
Biological process (GO): translation
Cellular component (GO): ribosome; cytosolic large ribosomal subunit
Molecular function (GO): structural constituent of ribosome; RNA binding
Source: RefSeq, a predicted model, not a curated record
CAGCCGCAGCCAUGAGUAUGCUCAGGCUUCAGAAGAUGCUUACCUCUAGUGUCUUCGGCUGUGCCAAGAAGGUCUGGUUAGACCCCAAUGAGACCAAUGAAAUCGCCAAUGCCAACUCCCGUCAGCGGAUCCAGAAGCUCAUCAAAGAUGGGCUGAUCAUCUGCAAGCCUGUGACGGACCAUUCCCAGGCUCGAUGCCAGAAAAACACCUUGGCCCGCCAGAAGGGCAGGCACAUGGGCAUAGGUAAGCGGAAGGGUACAGCCAAUGCCCGAAUGCCAGAGAAGGUCACAUGGAUGAGGAGAAUGAGGAUUUUGUGCCGGCUGCUCAGAAGGUACCAUGAAUCUAAGAAGAUUGAUCGCCACAUGUAUCACAGCCUGUACCUGAAGGUGAAGGGAAAUGUGUUCAAAAACAAGCAGAUUCUCAUGGAACACAUCCACAAGCUGAAGGCUUACAAGGCCCGCAAGAAGCUCCUGGCUGACCAGGCUGAGGCCCGCAGGUCUAAGACCAAGGAAGCAUGCAAGAGCCAUGAAGAGCACCUCCAGGCCAAGAAGGAGAUCAUCAAGACUUUGUCCAAAGAGGAAGAGACCAAGAAAUAAAACCUCCCCCUUUG